AUGACAAAACACUGGUACAAUGUGUCAGUCCUUGUGAAAAUGGAUUUCAGUGAGUUAAGCAAAGUGGAUCCAAGGCUUUUGAAUCAUUCACGUCUUUUGCACUCUAUGAUUACUGGAGCAUUAUGGCCCAUGAACAUCUCAGUGUAUCAUAUCCAGACAACCAAGUCAGAAACUUAUGCAGAGACAUUAGCUUCCCAAAUCCUAAUUGGACUGCAACAACUGGUUCCAUUGGUCAAUAUUUCUUCUUUGUUGAAGGACAUUGUGAUGAGAGUAUAUGAAGUUAUUGACAUAGCUGUACAAGAUUCUCCUCCUAUUAGAAACCACAAGAUCUUCAGUGUAACUAGUAGCAGUUUUGAAGCAUCUUGGAGUGUAAAUUCCUUGCAGAACCAUUCAUUCCGAGCAGAAGUGUACAAAGGCAAGGAACUUGUUCAAAGAAUGGAAACCACAGAUAUGAAGCUAAAUACAUCAAAUCUAGAAGCAGGUGUAAUGUAUACACUGAAAGUCAGCUAUGAAGCUUGUGGCAAAAAUAUUACCUCCUACAGAAAUGUGAAGACAGAUGCCUUGAUAUUUGGUUUAACUCUAAGGAUCUUGAACUAUAACUUCACUGACCAGUUCCUCAAUAUGAGCAGCAGAGAAUAUCAGACAUUUUCUCGUACGUUGAUGGCUGAGUUCUAUGAUUCUGUGAAAGGCUUUCAUUUAAUUGUCAUUGCAGUUGAUGGAAAUUCAGCCUGUGAAAUGACAGGGCAGCAGACAUUCAGCUUCUUGCCUACACAGAUUGGGAUGAGUGUGCAUCUAGAGCAGAAAAUGAUUGCUGUAUGCUUGCAGAAUGUAUCAAUACAGUGGGUUCAUAUAUAUGUAGAUGCAAGACAACCACAGAUGCCAAUCCAGUCCAACCGGGGAGAAACUGUGAAG
This is a messenger RNA of Python bivittatus (Burmese python), 912 nucleotides long. The record is from RefSeq and is a predicted model, not a curated record. Lineage: Eukaryota; Metazoa; Chordata; Lepidosauria; Squamata; Pythonidae.